AUGGAACCAAUCGACGAAUGGUCUGUUGACGCCAAUGAGGCCCUAACACUCUCCCUCCACUCCCCGUCCUCCGGGGAAGAGCUCUCGACUUUUCACCCAAAGUUCACAUACCCCAUUUUUGGCGAAUCGGAGACCAUCUUUGGAUAUCGCAACCUCAAUGUCCGUCUUGCGUUUGCAGCGGACAGCAUGUCUCCCUGCCUCGACGUGAGCUGGGACAAAAAGAAGAAACCCGUUGGCGAAGUCGUCGCAGAGGAUGUAGAGGCCAUACUGCAGGAGUACCUUCCUGAAGAAGCCUUCAAAAGUGACCUCAAAACCUUCCAAAACACCCUCGCAAACAAGACCGCCCCCUUCACCCCCCCAGGAUCCCUCCUCCAUACCUCCACGCAUCUCGAUACCACUUAUGAAAUCUGGCAUGCCAAUCUGUCAGAUCCCCUCUGUCAAGACCUUCUCUCUCGGAUCCAGAUCCUUAUCCUCCUCUUCAUUGAAGGCGGCACCUUUAUUACCCUAGACGACGAUGAGUGGUCUCAGAAGCGCUGGGAUAUCUUCUUCCUAUAUGCCAAGUCUCCCUCAAACGAAUACUCCUUCAUCGGCUACUCUACCGUCUAUCGGUACUACUACUUCUCGCCUUCAGUCGAGAACCUCGCCCGCGCACGCCUCUCUCAGUUCCUGAUCCUUCCACCCUACCAGCGCCAGGGUCACGGCUCGCGCUUUUAUGAUGCUCUUAUAGCGCACUAUCUUGAAGACCCCGCAACACUCGAAAUCACCGUCGAGGACCCAUCCGAGUCAUUCGCCGAUCUGCGAGACUUACGGGAUCUAGGCAGGUUACAAACGGGAGGGGCAUUCAAGGGGCUGACGCUCACAGCGGUGUCGAAGAAGGACUUCCCGCUUGAGGCGGUAAGGAAGGCGGCAAAGAUGCCGGAGAGACAAUUCGCGAGGUGUGUAGAGAUGGCGCUACUACAGGAUUUACAGGAGAAGGAUGGCAAAAAGAGUGACGAGCGGAAGAGGAAGGACCGAAACUGGAAGAUGUUCAGGUUAGUGGUCAAGGGCAGGAUCUAUAAGCAGAAUAGAGAUACCUUGGCGCAGCUUGAUCGGUUGGAGAGGAUUGAUAAGCUGGAAGAAACAUAUUUCCAUGUCGAGGAUGAAUAUAAGAGGUUGUUGGAAAGUGUGAAAAACGGGAGGGCUAUCGAAGAUAAGGAAGGCAUCGAGAAACGGGCAAAUGAAGAGGAGGAGGAAAUGGAUAUGGGCAGGCCAAAAAAGAAAGCUAGGGUUUAG
Messenger RNA from Morchella sextelata, 1272 nucleotides. RefSeq lists its product as uncharacterized. Gene Ontology annotation, biological process: subtelomeric heterochromatin formation. The transcript has 2 exons. Bases 1 to 1272 code for a protein of 423 amino acids. Gene Ontology annotation, molecular function: histone H4 acetyltransferase activity; histone binding. Lineage: Eukaryota; Fungi; Ascomycota; Pezizomycetes; Pezizales; Morchellaceae. The record is from RefSeq and is a predicted model, not a curated record. Gene Ontology annotation, cellular component: nucleus.